AACGGUCUGUAGCAAAUGGCUGGCGUCAUUGGUUCGCCCGGGCCGCCUCCCAACAACCGGGGGCCCGCCCCUUAACAACGGGCUUCCUGCUCCUCCCGUGAUGUCACGAGCUCCCGUGACGUCAGCACGCGGAAGUGGCCGGAGUUUUUCGGGGGACCGGAGUUGCAAGCGGUGGUGGAGGCGGUUGAAUAAGACGACAUGGCGCCGACUGGGCUGAAGGCGGUGGUCGGGGAGAAGAUCCUGAACGGGGUAAUCUGCAGCAUCAAAAAGGAUGGUGAGUGGAAGGUCUUGUUGGUCGACCACACCAGUAUGCGCAUACUGUCUUCAUGCUGCAAGAUGUCCGAUAUACUGGAUGAAGGCAUAACUAUUGUGGAAGAUGUUAAUAAAAGAAGAGAGCCCAUUCCGAGCCUGGAAGCCAUUUAUUUCAUCACUCCCAGUGAGAAGUCUAUCCGGGCCCUUAUAUCGGACUUCAGAGACUUGGGUGCACCCAUGUAUAAAGCUGUACAUAUAUUCUUCACAGACAGUAAGUACUGGCAUGAGCUGCUGAGCUACACUAAAUAGUUUAUUAAGAGGCUUCUCCACUCAGUGGUGAUAUUACAAUUUCGGGUGGGCACUGUUGUUAAAGUAUACAGGUUUACUCAAUAGGGUAAGCCUUCUUUACAGUCUGUGGCAUCACCUUCCGACACCGGGUCCUGGGGCAGAUGUAAAUUCAAGA
Rana temporaria (common frog) is the source of this 715-nucleotide messenger RNA. It is a transcript of the gene STXBP2, whose product is annotated as syntaxin binding protein 2. The transcript has 5 exons. The coding region runs from base 199 to 561 and encodes 120 amino acids. Gene Ontology annotation, molecular function: syntaxin-3 binding. Gene Ontology annotation, biological process: intracellular protein transport; vesicle-mediated transport; neurotransmitter secretion. Gene Ontology annotation, cellular component: plasma membrane; secretory granule. The record is from RefSeq and is a predicted model, not a curated record. Lineage: Eukaryota; Metazoa; Chordata; Amphibia; Anura; Ranidae.